Molecule: messenger RNA, 554 nt
Organism: Equus quagga
Lineage: Eukaryota; Metazoa; Chordata; Mammalia; Perissodactyla; Equidae
Product: ferritin heavy chain-like
Exons: 1
Coding region: 1-549 (182 amino acids)
Biological process (GO): iron ion transport; intracellular iron ion homeostasis
Cellular component (GO): cytoplasm
Molecular function (GO): ferrous iron binding; ferric iron binding
Source: RefSeq, a predicted model, not a curated record
AUGGCGACCGCGCAGCCCUCGCAGGUGCUCCAGAACUACCACCCCGACUGCGAGGCCGCCAUCAACGGCCAGAUCUGCCUGGAGCUGUACGCCUCCUACGUGUACAUGUCGAUGGCCUACUACUUCGACAGGGACGACGUGGCCCUGAAGCACUUCUUCCAGCUGUUCCUGCAGCAGUCGCGCCAGAAGGGAGAGCACGCCAAGAGGCUGAUAUGGCUGCAGAACCAGCGCGGAGGCCGCCUCCACCUUGGCGACAUCAAGAAGCCAGACCCUGACCACUGGGAGAGCGGCCUGAAGGCCGUGGAGUGUGCGCUCCAGCUGGAGAUGAACGUCAACCAGAGCCUGCUCGAUCUGCACCAGCUGGCCACCGACAAGGCGGAUCCCCAUCUGUGCCACUUCCUGGAGAGUCACCUCCUGCUCGAGGAAGUCAAGUCCAUGAAGGAGUUGGGAGACCAUCUCACCAACCUGCUCAAGAUGGGGGCCCCAGCAGACGGCCUGGCAGAGUACCUCUUCGACAAGCUCACCCUGGGGGACGGCAGUAAGAACUGAGUUUG